This is a messenger RNA of Caenorhabditis angaria, 992 nucleotides long. The record is from the annotation of a GenBank genome assembly. Lineage: Eukaryota; Metazoa; Nematoda; Chromadorea; Rhabditida; Rhabditidae.
AUGAAGCUAUCAACAGUCUUUCUCCUCGCCGCUUUGGGAUUCUGCGCAGUUUAUGGUGAGUUUUUAUUUUCAAAAGUGAAAAUACAAAAUUUGAUGAACAGAAAAACCAAGAAGCACCUACUUUUUUGAAAAUUUUGUUUCAUUUUGAAAAUUACUCGGUCAAGGUCAUAUUUGCUAACGCAACUUUGAUCCACAAAUAUAAAAUGUUUUUUUCCAGCCGCUGAUGUUGUUGAUGGAGAAGUCACCGAAGACUCAACAAGAGCAACAACUGAAGAUGAUGAUUUGACAAUCGGAGCAUCACCAGACGCCGCUCUCGCCUUCCAAUUUGUUCAACCAGCCGACGCCAAUACAAUCAAUGAAGUUUACGGAGGAAGCCCAGUGAAAUUCUUGAUCGGAUUCCAAAAUCGUGGAGAGAAGGACUUCAUCGUCAAAUUCUCGGAAACCUCGUACCGUUAUCCAUUGGACUUCAAUUAUUAUCUUCAAAACUUCACACGUGGAGAAUACAACCGUCGUGUUGCACCAAAAGAAGAGGUCACCCUUGAUUAUGCUUUCUUCACCCAUGAAAGUCUUGCUGGAAGAUCACUCGGACUUGUUGUCAAUGUUCACUAUGAAGAUGCUGUAAGUUUCUUUUUCGAAAGAAUAUUGGAUUUCAAAAUUAAUUUUUUUGUUUUUAGGAUGGAAAAUACUUCAUCAACAAUGUCUACAAUCAAACCAUCACUGUUGUCGAAGAUGAUUCUGGAUUCAACGGAGAGACUGGAUUCAUGUUCUUGAUUUUCGUCGCUUUGGGAAUCGGAGCUCUCUACGUCGCCAACCAAUUCUUGUCCAAGCUUUCACGCAAAUCUGGCCUCCAAAAGAGAUCAACAGUCGAACAAGGAACAUCGGGAAAUGAAGUUGACUACGAAUGGAUUCCACGUGAUAUCAUCAAGAACAGCGAAAAGAAAUCACCAAUCGCUGGAUCACCAAAAGCACGCAAAGCCAAGAAGACCGAUUAG